Nannospalax galili (Upper Galilee mountains blind mole rat) is the source of this 3110-nucleotide messenger RNA. It is a transcript of the gene Dbndd1, whose product is annotated as dysbindin domain containing 1. Gene Ontology annotation, biological process: negative regulation of protein kinase activity. Gene Ontology annotation, cellular component: cytoplasm. The transcript is spliced from 4 exons. The record is from RefSeq and is a predicted model, not a curated record. The coding region runs from base 158 to 862 and encodes 234 amino acids. Lineage: Eukaryota; Metazoa; Chordata; Mammalia; Rodentia; Spalacidae.
UGCACAGAAGGGCAGAAGCCCCAGCAGCAGCUGAGUGCAGGAGCCUGACUGCAGUGGAAAGCUGCGGCCGGGUCGGUCCAGGGUCCGCAGGGGAGGGGCCGGCAGAGGGCGCUCGAGGAACAGGGCGGGGCCGCACCUGUGCUGCUGGCUGGGGGAAAUGGGGAGGGGACCCGCGCCCGAAGCAGCUGCGCGCCCCGCCCCGCGGGCUCCUCCCCAUCGCCGCGGCCCCCCGGCUGCUGCCCGGAUGCGCUGCGUCCGGAGCCGGGCCGAAUCGCCGCCACAGCUGUUGGGGCAUCCGAGCCCGGUGCUGCCGCUAUCGAGGUUGCUGCCUCCUCUGUCGCCACCGCCGCCUCCUGCACCCCUCCGGGACCCCACUGGCCGUAUGGAGUCCCCGGAGGGCGCUGGUCCGGGAGAGAUUAUUAAGGAGGUCAAGGUGCCACAGGCUGCCCUGGGUGUUCCAGCUCAUGGGACAGGAGAUAGCUGCCAUACACCUGUGGUAGAGGAAGAGGAGAUUGGCAUCCCAAUACCAGCACCAGGGUUCCUGCAGGUCACAGAGAGGAGGCAGCCCCUGAGCAGUGUCUCCUCUCUGGAGGUCCACUUUGAUCUCCUGGACCUCACUGAGCUGACCGACAUGUCUGACCAGGAGCUGGCAGAGGUCUUUGCAGACUCUGACGACGAGAAUCUUGCCAGUGAAUCCCCAGCAGGUCUACAUCCACUGUCUCGGGCCGGCUGCUUACGCUCCCCAUCCUGGACAAAAACAAGGGCUGAGCAGAACCGUGAGAAACAGUCCCCUAGUGACCCAGAGAGGCAGACUACAAUUGUGGACACAUUCCUCACCGUGGAGGGGCCAAAGGAGGACUAACCUGUCUCCAUCUGUUCUGGAGUUGCUGAAGGGCUGGGCCAGAUCACUGUGAUGGAAAAUCAGGACAGUCCUGGCACUAGAGAUAUACUCUACCAACCCCAAGACUUCAGCCAUCACCUCCUGAUACCAGGUCAGGGUCAGGGUGCCAGACACAGGCCUCUGGGUACCCCAGCACAAGCACAGCCCAGUGGCCUUAGGUCCAGCUGGCUCCUGGACCCCGAAUCAGGGAUGACAUUGUGUGGAGUCACUACCUUGGGAUAAAGCAAGGACUAGAGUGACAAUGGUAGUCUGGGCCUUACAAAAAUUUCUCUGUAGGAGAAGAUUUCUUAUCUGCCACAAGAUUCCAAAUAAUUUGAAGUGAGAGGACCCAAGCCCAUAAGAGCUACCCAGGAACCCCUAGAGGUCUUCCUCCACAUGUCAAUGAGCUCAAAAGCCAAAGGUGGAUUUAGUGAUGGCUCAUGGAAUGGCUCUGCUGUCCAGCCAAGUAUGGGUAUGUGGGUGUACCUCCCCAACAUUUCCACCAUGACUUAAAUUUUAUACCCUUCCUCUGCCCAGGGCAGGCACUGCUGGUUCCAGUGUCUCCUCCUCAGGCUUGCUUCUCCUAGUCUAUGUGAAAGCCCAAAGGCUAAAGACUUGGCCCAUGUCUUCCCUUAGCCCAGAACACCAAACCUCAGUAACAAUUCCCCAGAUUGCUUGGAAGGGCAAAGUUUACCCCUCCCCAUCUUCUAUCACAAGGGCAUAUACUGUGCCUGCCCUCCAUAUCCCACUGCCUAAUUGCACCACCCACCACAGCCUGUCAAAUGCUUGGUUGGGAUGCUGUUCUGACCCUGUCUGUCCCAGGAGCAGUCAAAGGAAGGGCAGGGAAGGCAGGGCCAACCCAGCCACCCACUCUACUGUGGGAUGUUGGGGCACUCCCAACACUACUUCCCAUGUGCCCAAGGGCAGAAUAGGCUGCUGCUCUGACCAUAAAUCAAAGACUGGUUUUGAAAUCAAAGAUUAGCCUGCUUUUUUAGUUUCCAGGCCUGCCCUGCUGCCCUCUAAAACAAUUCUAGGGAAGGAAGACAGGCUUUUGACCUUAUGACUGAACUGAAAAAAAAAAAAAAUGCCCUGGGCUUCUGGGGCAGGGGUUGAGGAUCCAUGAGGCUCCUAAUUUUGGAGCUACCCUCUGCCCUGUUGACCCCUGAAGGCAAAUCUAAAACAAAACCCAACCCAGCAGCUGCUUUUCAGUCUCAAGGUAGCUGUGUGCCCUGGCCACACUCCCACAUGCCAGGGUCUCACCCCUACUGUCCACCUUUCCUGCUGCAGCUUCCAUGGAGCACAUUUACAGAGAGAUUAAAAUAUCACCAUCUGAGGGCCUAUGGUCUUUCUUUCUAGCUGACUGACACCAGGGUGCCACUGGGGCUCUGCUGUGGUGUUCUAGGCUGUGCUUAUUUGAGCUACAUUUUAGGGACAAGUGCCCUGGAUUUCUAGUCCCAAAGUAAUAGAACAAAAAGAACCACUAAGGAGUGACUCCUGCCAAUUCCCCCAGCCAACAACAGUGACCAAGCUAAAGGAGCAGCUAUUCCCUAUCAUGUGCUCUGCCCAGAAGCCACAGGGAAGCCCAAACCUCACUAUAUAAGCCCUUAAAAUAAGAUGAAUAUGGAGCCAGCCAUGAGUGACCUCCUUUCUGCAGGCCCAGGUGCUCAUGACUUUUCCACAGGGGCCUCAGGUCUUCCCUAGCUAGAUCUACUGUAACAGGAAGCUGGUAGCCAGGUCUUCUAAAGCUAGGAUACUGUGUGCAUUUUGGGGGAAGGGUGUGGUUUCUCACACAUUCUAAGCAUCCCAUUCCCCUUUCCCUUUACUCAGAGUCGGGGAAGCAGACAGGUGGAGGGCCUACCAGCCUUAGGUCUGACUAGAGAAGGACGGUUGGCUCAUACCUCUAGUUGGCUGCUUUACCUGUAAUUCUUGCAGUGAGAUGUUUCCAUGGAAGGUGAAGCAACACCAACAUGGUAUCACUUGCUCUGCUGUCUAGAGAUACAAUGCUAUGACAACCCCACCCCCACCUAAGUCACAUAAAAUGUACAAGAAAAUGGAUUCUGGGGCUGAAGAGAUGGCUUGGUGGUUAAGAGCAAUGACUGCUUUUGCAAAGGACCUGGGUUUGCCAAGCUUUAUCUAUAUAACACACAAUAAUUUGAAAUACCAGAUUGGCAGAACUAACCUUCUUGGGUAUUUAACAGAUGUACUUUGAGGUCUAUAAUAAUUUGGUCAG